Messenger RNA from Penicillium salamii, 3432 nucleotides. Lineage: Eukaryota; Fungi; Ascomycota; Eurotiomycetes; Eurotiales; Aspergillaceae. The record is from the annotation of a GenBank genome assembly.
AUGGAGGCCCUCUCCCCGCGUUCAACAAACCAGAUGAUCAAACCAAAGCUGGCCAUGGACGGCAAACGUUUUGAUAAAAAUGUGGCCCCUCCAAGUAACCAGCAAAAAGCUGCAGUCUCCAAGAACCAUGCCGACCCACCGCCGCCCGUUGUGACAGAGCCGGAGGAUGGCGGGGAGCAAUAUGCGAUCGGUGGAUUCCUGGGAAAGGGCGGCUUUGCAGUGUGCUAUGAGGGCUCAUUAGCACGAAACGGGCGAGUCUUCGCGAUGAAGGUCGUCAAGUCGGAGAUGCCACAAAAGAAGAUGGAGGAAAAAUUUCGAACCGAACUUCAAAUCCACUCCAAAAUGCGCCACCCCUUCAUCGUACAGUUUUAUCGCGCCUUCGCCUUCGGCUCUAGCACAUAUGUCGUCCUGGAGCUGUGCCCGAACGGAUCGGUGAUGGAUAUGGUGCGGAAGCGCCGCUGCCUGAGCCUGCCAGAGGUUCGUCGGUUGAUGAUCCAGCUUUGCGCCGCUGUUAAAUAUCUUCACAAACGAUUUGUUGCACACCGAGAUUUGAAGAUGGGAAACUUGUUCUUGGACCAUAAUAUGAAUGUCAAGGUUGGAGAUUUCGGUCUGGCAGCAAUGAUUCUCUCUGAUAAAGAUGCCAAACGACGAAAUACUCUGUGUGGUACACCCAAUUAUAUCGCACCAGAAGUGCUGGAUAAAAGCAAGGGCGGUCAUACCCAAAAGGUUGACAUUUGGUCCUUAGGAGUGAUAUGCUUUGCCAUGCUCACAGGAUACCCGCCAUUCCAAUCGAAAACGCAGGAGGAGAUAUACAAAAAGGUCCGGAACCUGAGCUAUGUGUGGCCGAAGGAAUCGGACACGAACAACUUCAUCCCCGAGGAAGCAAAGGACCUGGUGGCCAGCUGCUUGAACCUUGUUGACGAAGAACGACCAGAUCCGGAUGAUAUCGUCGAGCAUCCAUUCUUCAACAUGUACGAUGGUUGCAUUCCGCGCCAACUGGACCCCUCAUGUCGAUUCAACAAACCGUUAUGGCUCAAAGAUGCUUCCCCGCGAGGUGAUGCCGUGGUGAGCGGCUACGGGCUGGACUCCGAUGACAAGCUGCGAGCCUAUGUGUACCAGGUAGACGACCCUAGUCAGCGAUAUCAUUCUUGCAGAGCUGCAUUUUAUUCUCUCUGCGGAGUGGGGCGGAAACCUGACGGCAUGGCUCGCAAAUCAGUUGGCAGGAAUUGCUCCAAGUCUGCGUUCUCUGAGUGUGAUGUAGAGGAUUCCAGAGGCUUACGGCCAGUGAUUCCCUUGGCAUCUGACUAUGUUUACCGAUGGCCACACGAUUUCGACGGAGACUGGUGCACGAUGGAGAACGCUCGGAAGGUGGCUCGAGGUGAGGAGUCGAUGCUCAACAGUAGCACCAUGUCCACGAUGUAUGCGCGAAGCGUCCCGGCCCGCCCUAACCCUGUGGUGGCAUCGCGUACCAAUGCUGCCUUGGCUGCCGCUCAACAGCGCCGACUCGAAGGACAGAGCCAUGCCGCAACACUUCGACAGCAAGCUCGUGUACCACCUAUGUCUCCACGAAGAGCGCCUGGGGUGAUCGAUCCUCCAUCGUCAAGGCCCUAUCGCGACAUGGCGCCGCCUGAGGCAAAGCCCGCCAUGGAGAGGGAGGUACCGACUGGAGGGCUUGCAGAGCGGCCUAUUCGAACUCGGCGGAUGGCAUCUGCAUCGCAGGCCAGCACUCUUCGGAGCAAAGACAUGGAGAUUGCCCCCCAACUAACCAAGUCAACGAGCAUGCCGAAUGGCCUGACUGUAGGCAAAACUCGCUCUCAGUCUCGAAGAUUGGCGGCCGCUGACCAGGAGUUGCCACAGCCUUCGAUCCAAACCAGAGAACGGCAGCCACUUACAAUGGUAGAGGAACGGAAACCGCCAGCUACCCGUCAAGCAUCUCUCCGGUCUUCGUCUCGGGCAGACCCGAAACCUGCGUCAUCCCGAAUUGAGAAACGGAUCAAAAGUCCUGUAGAAGAGACUGCUCCUUCUUCGUUAGCGCAAUCGAAGUCCUCGUCUGACUCGCAGGGUCUCGGGCGGUCGAACUCCAACGGCAUCAGUCGAUCAAACAGCAAGACAACCAGUCGUGCCCGCUCUUCCCUGGGAGUGAGUCCACUAUUCCACCCCGAAGACCUUUGCGAGCUCCUUCCCAGAACCUCCCUGACCGAAGUCAACACCGACUUGCGUCUUAUGCUGUCCAACUUGGUCAAUCACGCACCAAGUAGGCGGAGAGGUGGUGCGCGAAAACAACCCCACGCGUAUGUCAUCAAAUGGGUCGACUACACUAAUCGCUAUGGCAUUGGCUAUGUGUUGGAUGACGGAAGUGUUGGCUGUGUCUUCAAAGGUGAAAAUGGCCAGCCGGCAACGAGUGUUGUCCUGCGGGAUGGCGAAAGACACAUCCGUCGCAAGGCGCGCAGUGUUGAUGAUGAGAAAAGCGAUCAAAAACCAAUAUACUAUUCCGAGGCGGACCAACUUGUUCCUCGCACCGGUCCAUCAGUGGAAUUCUAUGAAAAUCGGGAUGAUGAACUGCUUGGCUGCCGCGGUAUCCGACGAGCCGUGGUCUCGCCUACGCUCUUUGAUGUGAAAACCUCUCGGGCGAUGCGAGUUCGAUCCAGCGCCGGCACCGAGUCUGAGCGGGCCGAUGCAGAGAAGAUCAAGCGCAUGAAGCUCGUGGACCAAUUUGGCAAAUACAUGAUCGGGGCCCUCGGUCGCCAUGGCGACGAAGGCAUCAUGGACGCUGAUUUGCCUCAACAUAAUAGUGCCCAGUUCAUCAAAUUCUACCAGCGUCUGGGCAAUGUUGGAAUAUGGGGUUUCGGAGAUGGAGCUUUCCAGUUCAACUUCCCCGACCAUACGAAGCUGGUAAUUUCGCCCGGUCGCACUCGCAGCUCCUCCCCGUGGAUUGAUUUCUAUCACCUUUCUCCCUCGGCUGCUCGCUAUUUCACCACCAAAGGCAAAAUGCAUCCCGCAGGCUUUGACACCCGCGCUGUCGCGUCUGACGAGGCUGCCACGUUCCUCAGCAUUGCCAACGGCGACUCCCUCAAUUCCAUGGAGGAUCGUAUUCGUGAUAUCCUCGACGCGAACGCCUUCAUUCAAAAAAUCGCCUUUAUCAAAGAUACCCUCAGGGUCUGGAUCAAAUUCGGACGUUUAGGCGGUCGCCCACCCUCAGUUGAGUCCUCCGAUUCAAUGCCCGAUGAAUCCUUCUGGCAAGGAACCCAAGAACGCCCACAACCAAAGUCCCCCGGCACCAAGUUUGUAUGGGUGACCGUGGGCGCCCCGGAUGGCGAUGGACACUAUCGGUCCGUGAUGGUCCAAGAUGAUGUCCGCGCAGUAGAAAAGCGCGGGAUGGAUCAUGACAGGGAGAUGGACCUGUUGAAAGAUCGUCUCCAUGCGCUGCGUUGA